Messenger RNA from Aspergillus terreus NIH2624, 2151 nucleotides. RefSeq names its product Kelch motif domain protein. Gene Ontology annotation, molecular function: protein binding. NCBI's taxonomy places the organism in Eukaryota, Fungi, Ascomycota, Eurotiomycetes, Eurotiales, Aspergillaceae. The transcript has 2 exons. The record is from RefSeq and is a predicted model, not a curated record. Bases 1 to 2151 code for a protein of 716 amino acids.
AUGGCGCGGCCACCCUCCACUCCGACCGCCACUACUGCCCGGAAUAGUAACCUGUCGCAGUUCCACGGAGACCCACCUUUUUGGGCCGGGACCGCAAGAGUCUCAACCCCCAUGACUCCCCUCCCUGCUGGUCUACAGCAAUCGCAGCAGUCCUUCCUCAUGCCUCCCAGUCCAUCCAGGGGUCGCCGUAGCAGUACGGACUACCGUCCCAGUAUCCGAAAGGCGUUGGGCCAUGUACCUGCAUGCUUGGUCAAUGCCUCGGUGACGUAUUGCAACGACGAUCAAAUCUACGCCUUUGGUGGGUUCGACCAGUAUACAGACGAAGGCCACACUGCGACCCUAUACCAAGGAAACAAGCUCAUCGUAUUCGGAGGAGAAAAUGAACAUCGGGAAUAUCUCUCUGACGUCGUCAUCCUGGAUAUUCAGACUUCGACAUGGACACAGCCCGAGAUCCGAGGACCCAUUCCACGAGGUAGAGCCCGUCAUGCCGCCGUGAUCUAUGAUGAAAAGCUUUUCAUCAUGGGCGGUGUCACCGGAGAAAACAAUAUCAUCCUCGACGACCUGUCCUACCUGGAUUUGAAGACCUGGACGUGGUCCCGAACCUGGAGAUUCACCGCUCGGUUUGACCAUACCGCUUGGGUUUGGGGUGGUCGUCUAUGGAUUUUUGGUGGUUUGGAUCCCGAUAUGGAACGGACGACAGACAUCUGGUGGUUAGACCUCAAAGGGCUCCCCGCUCUUGGGACGACAGCUUCGCAAGGUACCGUGGACUCCCCUGCGACAACCAGCACCAUUACUCAUAGUCCAGAUGGAUUGUUUAGUAGCCCAGCACAACCGCUCUCCGGCCGGUCCGGUAGCUACGCGGCCAAUUCCGGAAGUGUACAGGUUCGCAACUCCAGCCGUCGGAAGCCGCUAGCCCCCGGAGCCAUCUCUUGUCUACGCUUCACAUCCGGCCCGCACGUCCCUGCACUGUUCUCAGGAACGCAUUUCCAUGCCUAUGCGUCGGGGGUCUUGCUUGAUCUGAUCACUCCGUCGGAGACAGUGCGUACCUACGAAUGCAACCUUUCGUCCUUGGAACUGGAUACGUUACGUUGGCAGCGGCUGGCAGAUGGGCAGGAGAUCUUCAAACCAGGGUUCCGAUGGCAUUAUUGCACAGUCAAUGAGAGCGGUACCAAAGCCUGGCUUUUAGGAUGUAGCCUGGAUGCUGGGGCUACACCAGGCAGCGGCGAUGAGAACCACAUGAGCGAAGUCCUUUGCAUCGACCUCGAAAAGUAUGGUUUGCUCGGAAAUGACAUGACGUCGCUUUCCCCUAAUUCGACCCGAGCCUCGGUGUCCGAACAGUCUGGACUUUCUUUUCUGUCUGGCCUUGGUGCCGAUCUAUCCUCGGUCUUCGAUCAGCCUCCUGAGUCCGGCAGUGAGGCUGAUUUCAUCAUUACUGCCAACCCUGAUGACCUGGGCGAGGCCGACUACGAUGAUGGGGCUGGUGCUUCACCCCAAUCAGGCUUCCUGCCGACGGAUGCGACCACCUCUCCCCCGAUCCACGUGCAUCGUAUCAUUCUCCAGCUUCGUUGGCCGCAUUUCAAACGGCUAUAUGCUGCACAAAUGGCAGAAUACCACUCCAAAAGGAUGCACAUCCCGGAACCUUACUCCGUUGUCCGUGCGUUUCUCUAUUACCUGUACACGGACAGUAUUGCCGGUCAUCCGGAAUACUGUUCGAGCAUCAUCGAUGUGGCGGGGAUGCUUGUGAUGGCCAACCUCUACGACAUGCCGAAACUCCGACUGCUGUGCGUCAACCGGCUGAGUCGCGAGCUGGAUGUGGAGAAUGCCGCCAUCAUCUGGGAGCGGGCGGGACGGACAAAUGAAGAGUGGCUGAUGCGUAGGGCGGCGCAGUUCUGCCUCAGCCACUGGGGCCGGGUGGUGCGGACCGAUGGGUUCAAAACGCUCAGUCGCCAGAGCUUAAUUGAACUCUGCGAGGUGGUGGACAUGGAAGGCCGGAUCGUUGCUGGCCCGGAGCUGGAGCUGGUGGGCGCCUUCGGAACCGAGGCCCUGGGCGGCCGAGACGCGAAACGGUCGCAGCUGGCGCUUGGCGGGCCCUUGGCAGACGAGGCGGAAGAAGUCGAAGGGGAUGAAAUGGAGGGGAUGGAGAUGUCAUGA